Molecule: messenger RNA, 2279 nt
Organism: Acanthopagrus latus (yellowfin seabream)
Lineage: Eukaryota; Metazoa; Chordata; Actinopteri; Spariformes; Sparidae
Gene: cdc50aa
Product: transmembrane protein 30Aa
Exons: 7
Coding region: 238-1350 (370 amino acids)
Biological process (GO): phospholipid translocation
Cellular component (GO): endoplasmic reticulum; plasma membrane; Golgi apparatus
Source: RefSeq, a predicted model, not a curated record
AUCAUCCGAUUGGCCCAGCAGCUUCCGGCUUCUUCCUCUCAGAUGAGAUUAACGAGACAGGUAGAUCAAUAACAGAAUGAGAAGGUAUUUGGAUUAGAUAGAGGGUGAAUGUCACUCUUUCGACAGUUUUGCACUUUCCUUUGAGGUUUUACAUCUUGUUCGACGUGGGGGAAAUAACUGUAAACUGUCGGCUGCCAACUAUAGUAAGAUUAUCUUUGCUCGGAGCGGAUUGCAGCCAUGAUGGCGUCAAGCUACAACGCUAAGGAAGAGGACGGACACCACUCGGGCGCCUCGAGCCACGGAGGCGCAGGGGCCGUGAAAAGUAAGAAGCCGGACAACACGGCGUUCAAGCAGCAGAGACUGCCGGCCUGGCAGCCCAUCCUGACAGCGGGAACCGUGCUGCCCGCUUUCUUCGUAAUCGGUCUCAUCUUCAUCCCCAUCGGCAUCGGCCUGUUCGUCUCAUCGAACAACAUUAAAGAGUUCGAGAUUGAUUACACUGGUAUCAGCGAGUCUAGCCCAUGCCACAGCUGUGCCAAGAACUUCAGCUGGAACAGCACAACGCCAUGUCUCUGCUCUAUGGACUUUACAUUGGAACAGCCAUUUGAGAGCAAUGUCUUCAUGUACUACGGCUUAUCCAACUUCUAUCAGAACCACAGACGCUAUGUCAAGUCCAGGGAUGACAGCCAACUGAAUGGCGACCGAUCUGCUUUGACGAGCCCCAGCAAGGAAUGUGAACCGUACCGUACAAGUGAGGGGCUGCCCAUCGCUCCAUGUGGGGCCAUAGCUAACAGCCUUUUUAAUGACACUCUGGAGCUGUAUCACAUUGAUGCCAAUGGCACCAGUAAUUCAAUCCCCCUGGUAAAGAAGGGCAUUGCUUGGUGGACAGACAAGCAUGUGAAAUUCAGGAAUCCUGGUGGAAACAGCAACCUCACUGUAGCUUUCCAAGGCACAAAUAAGCCGGUGAACUGGAGGAGGCCAGUGUACGAGUUGGACCCAUCAGAUCCAGAGAACAACGGCUUUAUCAACGAGGACUUCAUAGUGUGGAUGCGCACGGCUGCGUUGCCCACCUUUCGCAAGCUCUAUCGCAUCAUCCAGAAGAAACCCAACACGACCCCCACUCUUCCCAGUGGCAGAUACGUCUUAAACAUAACUUACAAUUACCCUGUGCUCAGCUUUGAUGGUCGCAAGCGGAUGAUCCUGAGCACCAUCUCCUGGAUGGGAGGGAAGAACCCCUUCCUCGGCAUUGCCUACAUCACUGUGGGCUCCAUCUGCUUCUUCCUGGGAGUGGUCCUGCUCAUCAUCCAUCACAAAUAUGACACCCGCAACAACAGUGCAGAUAUUCCAAACUAAACAUUUCCUGUAUCGUGUUUUCCUGCCUCUGCAUGCAUGGGUGACCCUAAAGGGUCCGUUCUGGACUGCUUGUCGAUUUUAGCGUGAUUACACUGGUCUACUUGUCUGUUGUUGUUUGUCUGAAACGUAUCAUCAAAGCUGUAUUUAUGUGUAGGCAAAAGACGGAUGCUAGAGUCUGUGUCUCUGUGCAUAUAGCUUCGAGUCAGCUGCUGAGAAUGUCAUUUCCUGUCCUCAAGAGAAAGUUUUUAUCUUCUAUUUAUCUACACAUUAUCAAAGUAUCUGUGUUUUUAUUUUAGCGAUGCUUUGCGAAUGGCUUAACUAUUGAAGGAAGUAUGUAUGUUUGAUGCAAGUUUUUGUCCAAAGUAUGUACUGUAAUAUGUCCUGCUGAUGAAUGUACCAUUAUAGUUAAUUGACAUACCUCUGGUUUUUUCAACAGCCUUGACUAUAGGAUGGAAUAAUCAUUGCUCGUUUGUCAAAAAUUUUGGUAAGCAUUGAUGUUUAAAGUGAGGUAUUUUGGGAGAGUCGUCGAAAACUCCUGACAAGUAAUACCAACAGUGUGGUUAUCUAUCUUCCACUGUGACUGGUUGUAUAAAGAGACCAGUCACAAGGCAUACUAUACUAUAUGCUCAUAAAUUAUGGAAAAAAUAUCCUACACCACUAUACCCAGUAUUGUUAAUUCAAAGGCUGAUUAGAGCACAACAAUUCUGUUACAGUUUGGCCUGUUUAAGUUAUCCUGUGUUCUUCAAUGUUAACCAAAUGAUAUGCACUUUAAAAGUGUCACAUUUGUUAUGUUGGAUUCCCCCCUUGGUUUCGCUUCAUCUUCUGGUCUGAAAUUGUUGAUUUAUUAUAUGUUUUAAAUUUUAAAUCGUUUGAAUUGGAAGUUUUUUAUAAGGUUUGUAGGGUCCAAUUAAACAACUUGGUAAAAUGCA